This is a messenger RNA of Malassezia vespertilionis, 1512 nucleotides long. RefSeq lists its product as uncharacterized. Gene Ontology annotation, molecular function: ubiquitin binding; phosphatidylinositol binding. NCBI's taxonomy places the organism in Eukaryota, Fungi, Basidiomycota, Malasseziomycetes, Malasseziales, Malasseziaceae. Gene Ontology annotation, cellular component: ESCRT-0 complex. The coding region runs from base 1 to 1512 and encodes 503 amino acids. The record is from RefSeq and is a predicted model, not a curated record. The transcript is spliced from 2 exons. Gene Ontology annotation, biological process: protein transport to vacuole involved in ubiquitin-dependent protein catabolic process via the multivesicular body sorting pathway.
AUGUUUCGCAUGCCAAAUCCGUACGAAGAUCUGGUGGCAAAGGCCACCGCCGAGUCUCUCACCGCCGAGGACUGGCAGCUAAAUUUAGAACUGUGCGAUAAGCUUUCGGACAAUGACGAGCAAAAUGCGCGGCUCAUGGUAUCUGCGAUUCAGCGCCGCAUUGCAGAUAAGAAUACAAAUGCACAACUCUACGCACUGACACUGUCGGACACGCUAUCGAAGAACUGCGGUGAUGCUGUGCAUCAUGAAAUUGCGUCGCGCGCAUUUAUGCAGACGGUAUCGAAACGCGUCUUGGAUCCAACGACCCAUGCACUGGUCAAGAAGCGGAUCCUUGUUUUGCUGCGCUCGUGGGCCGACGAGUACAAGCACGACGACACACUUGGCUUGGUAGCCGAUACAGUGCGCGAACUGCGCGAGGAAUAUUACGACCUGGACGACGACGAGAUCCCGACAUCCCAUGCCGCGGACGAGGAGCAAAUGCGGCGCGAAGAGGAUGAACUCCAGCGUGUACUGGCAUUGUCUGUACAGGACCAGGGCAGGAGGAGCGCAUGGAGUACGCGCGACGCUGAUGCAGGAGGGAGUAGCGCACAGUCCAUGCCAACUGCCGCGUCAAGCUCCUCAGCGCCUGCGAUGCCGCAGCUGGAGCCUGUCACACCAUUGCAUUUCGCCAACUCGAGUGUGCAAGCGGAUCGCAAUGCAUCCGAACAACCGCAGCCUGUUGCACCGACUCAGGCGCGGCCGUCCUACGUGCGUGCACUAUACGACUUUGAGCCGGACGAGCCCGGCGAGCUUGCAUUUUCCACCGGAGACGUGAUCCGCGUCCUGGACAGUGUCUAUGAACAGUGGUGGCGUGGCGAGGCCCGGCACGAGGUUGGUAUUUUCCCGGCCAAUUACGUCGAAGCGCUUCCUGAGGCGUCAGAAGAGGCCAUCCAGCGGGACAUUGAGAUGGAGCAGAUUGUGUUCCAAGAGGCUGACACGAUUCACCAGCUUCACGCGCGACUCCAGCAGCUGGAUCCCCUGCGCGAUAAUUUCGUCGAGGACGACGAGCUGCAGGCGCUGUACCAACGCUCGCUUGCGCUUAGGCCCAAGAUUAUUCGAAUGAUUGACCGGUACAAUACAAAAGUGAAUGAUUUGCGCGGCAUGAAUGACAAAUUCUUCCGUGCGCGCACCAUGUUUGAAGAGCUCAUUGCGAAGCGUAUGGAGCAGAUUUAUCCUGCGGCUCGCACGGGUGCCGCGGCCAAUGCACCUCCUGCAGAGCCACUCGACACGCCGCGUGCUAACUAUACUCCGUUAUCGGACACGACGCAACCCUCGGCGCCUAGCUAUCCCUCUGGGGAAGGGCACUCUGCAACGCCUGACUUGGGGCCUCUGCCCGCAGAAGAAGAAAAGCGGCGCUUGUUUGAGCGUGCAAGAGCCGAGGUAGAAGAGUACCAGCGCAUGUACCAGCAAGCGGCGCCCAGCAGUCAUGGCGAAAGUGCAGCACAGAGUCUCGCAGGCCUGCACAUUGAAUAG